This is a messenger RNA of Fonsecaea multimorphosa CBS 102226, 621 nucleotides long. RefSeq lists its product as uncharacterized. Bases 1 to 621 code for a protein of 206 amino acids. Lineage: Eukaryota; Fungi; Ascomycota; Eurotiomycetes; Chaetothyriales; Herpotrichiellaceae. The transcript has a single exon. The record is from RefSeq and is a predicted model, not a curated record.
AUGCCCGACCAUCCCAUCACAACAGAGGAGUUUCGCAGCUUCAUGGACGUCGAGCGCGGCACCACGAUCCCAGCCAAGGGUUUCUACUGGCUCGUCCACUCGGCCGAGCGCGCCGCCAUGGUCCAGUACCACAUGAUCAACUGGUCCAUCAACGUGCUGCUGAUUGUCCAAGCGGCUCUUUCGGCCGUCUUUGUGGCUCUGGGCGCAGCGGGGAACCAAUACCAGAACGCAGUUGCGGUUCUUGGAGCGGUCAACGGGGUCAUCACCGGUGUGCUGGCGAUUAUCAAGGGUCAGGGGUUGCCGGCGAGGCUUUACCAGCAUGCCAGUGGGUUGAGGGACGUUCUUCGCGAGAUCGGCAGGCUGGAACGAAUAGUCGCUUCCGGAGGCACGGUGACGAGAGAGAACUGUGAGAGUCUCUAUGCCAUGUAUGAUCGAGUGCAGAAGGAAUACGAUGCGAAUUAUCCCGACAUCUUCAGAGUUAACACGCCCUCAUCAACUUCAACAACGCCGCCACGGCCAGAACCGGUGGUAGCAGAACAUGGAGAUGAGCAGCAUGCUGAUGGAGGAGCUGCCGGGCCUGGUGCUCCUGGACCAGGAGAGGCAGCGGUCGCUCAUAAUUGA